AUGAAGCUGCUUUUAGAGGACGCCGGUGUCCCCUACGCUGUGCGCUGUGAGGAGUUGGGUCCCUCCAUCUCCUUCGACUUGUGGAGAGGUUCUGAAGCCGCAAUCACUGUGGACAACACUCCCUUUCCAGUGAUGUUCCCUCCAGCAAUUUGGCAUCGACCUCAUGAUGGCGAGGAGGUCUUCGUGAAUACGCAGAUCGCCUGUCUGAGGUACUUGGGCCAAUGCUUGGGCUACGCGCAUGCCUCUGCCGCUGAGGGUGCACGUGCCGACCAAAUCGCGCAGAAUGCGGUGGAUUACUGGGUUGAGGGGCGGAACUGUUUCCAUCCCCUGGACAAUUCUCAUUUGGGGUCGUACUCAUCACAGAAAGAUGCCGCAGACAAGUCUUCCCAAGAGUGGAGCCGCACGCGCAUGCGGUUGUGGCUGCAGCACUUUGAGAAGAUCGUUCUGCGGGCUGGUCCACGGAAGCCGGUCGCAGGCGGUUUUUCGGUCACCUACGCAGACUUCCUGCUCUUCCAUGUCUUGGACGCAACAGAGGCUCAGUUCAAUGAGGAGCACUUUUCGAGGGCUUGGGACGCUGCCCCCGAAGGCCUCAAGGCCUACAAGGAGUGGAUGGCGUCCCGGCCGAAACUCCAGGCCUACUUCAACUCGAACAGGCGGAAGCCUUGGGCAAAGGACUCCAUGAUGUGA
Molecule: messenger RNA, 687 nt
Organism: Symbiodinium sp. CCMP2456
Lineage: Eukaryota; Dinophyceae; Suessiales; Symbiodiniaceae
Source: the annotation of a GenBank genome assembly